UCCAACUUUGCUGAAAGUUGCCGGACUCAGAGCUAGUGGAGGGACACCGGAUUGAGGGACAGGGCUGGAAGGGGAAUCAGCUAAGGACCUCACUGGCAGGGUCUGCAUGGGGAUGGAGCGGGCCUCAGGGGAAGGAGGGAGGGACCAGCUUGUGCCCUGGGAACUUCGACUGGGCCUGCUGCUGUGCGUGCUGGCCACCGCCCUGGCCCAGGCCCCGGCUCCGGAUGUGCCAGGCUGUUCGCGGGGAAGCUGCUACCCAGCUACAGGUGAUCUGCUGGUGGGCCGUGCUGACCGACUGACCGCCUCAUCCACCUGUGGCUUGCAGGGCCCCGAACCCUACUGCAUCGUCAGUCACCUGCAGGAUGAGAAGAAAUGCUUCCUGUGUGACUCCCGUCGCCCCUUCUCUGCUCGAGACAACCCAAACAGCCAUCGCAUCCAGAAUGUAGUCACCAGCUUUGCACCACAGCGCAGGACAGCCUGGUGGCAGUCAGAAAAUGGUGUCCCCGUGGUCACCAUCCAGCUGGACUUGGAGGCUGAGUUCCAUUUCACACACCUCAUUAUGACCUUCAAGACAUUUCGCCCUGCUGCCAUGCUGGUGGAACGCUCAGCAGACUUUGGCCGCACCUGGCAUGUGUACCGUUAUUUCUCCUAUGACUGUGGGGCUGACUUCCCAGGAGUCCCACUGGCCCCUCCACGACACUGGGAUGAUGUAGUCUGUGAGUCCCGCUACUCAGAGAUCGAACCAUCCACUGAAGGCGAGGUCAUCUACCGUGUGCUGGACCCUGCAAUCCCUAUUCCAGACCCCUACAGCCCACGGAUCCAGAACUUGCUAAAGAUCACCAACCUACGGGUGAACCUGACACGACUCCACACGCUGGGAGACAACUUGCUUGACCCACGACGGGAGAUCCGAGAGAAGUACUAUUAUGCCCUCUACGAGCUGGUUGUGCGUGGCAACUGCUUCUGCUACGGACAUGCCUCACAGUGUGCACCCGCCCCAGGGGCACCAGCCCAUGCUGAGGGCAUGGUUCAUGGGGCCUGCAUCUGCAAGCACAAUACCCGUGGUCUGAACUGUGAGCAGUGUCAAGAUUUCUAUCAUGACCUGCCCUGGCAUCCAGCUGAGGAUGGUCAUAGUCACGCCUGCAGAAAGUGUGAGUGCCAUGGGCACGCCCACAGCUGCCACUUCGACAUGGCAGUAUAUCUGGCAUCUGGCAACAUGAGUGGAGGUGUGUGUGAUGGAUGUCAGCACAAUACAGCUGGGCGUCACUGUGAGCUUUGCCGGCCCUUCUUCUACCGUGACCCAACCAAGGACCUGCGGGACCCGGCUGUGUGUCGCUCCUGUGAUUGUGACCCCAUGGGUUCCCAAGAUGGUGGUCGCUGUGAUGCGCAUGAUGAUCCUGCACUAGGACUAGUCUCAGGCCAGUGUCGCUGCAAAGAACAUGUGGUGGGCCCUCGCUGUCAGCAGUGCCGUGACGGCUUCUUUGGGCUCAGUGCCAAUGAUCCUGCAGGCUGCCAGCAGUGUCAAUGUGAUGCACGGGGCACAGUACCUGGGCAUACCCCUUGUGAUCCCAACAGUGGAAUCUGUUUCUGCAAGCGUCUUGUGACUGGACGUGGCUGCAAUCGCUGUCUGCCUGGCCACUGGGGCCUAAGCCAUGAUCUGCUUGGCUGCCGUCCAUGUGACUGCGACGUAGGUGGUGCCUUGGAUCCCCAGUGCAACGAGGCCACAGGUCAGUGCCAGUGCCGCCAGCACAUGGUAGGGCGACGUUGUGAACAAGUGCAGCCUGGCUACUUCCGACCCUUCCUAGACCACCUAACUUGGGAAGCUGAAGACACACGAGGGCAGAUGCUGGAUGUGGUGGAGCGCCUGGCAUCUCCCGGGGCAGCUUUAUCCUGGACGGGCCCAGGCUUCGUUAGGCUGCGAGAAGGCCAAGUACUAGAGUUCCAGGUGGCUUCUGUACCAAAAGCCAUGGACUAUGACCUGCUGCUGCACUUGGAGCCCCAGGUCCCUGAACAAUGGGCAGAAAUAGAACUGACUGUGCAGCGCCCAGGACCUGUGUCUGCUCACAGCCCUUGUGGGCAUGUACUGCCCAAAGAUGACCGCAUCGCAGGGACUCUGCAACCAGACACCAGGUACAUGGUGCUUCCAAGACCUGUAUGCCUUGAGCCUGGCACAUCCUACAAGCUGCAUCUGAAGCUGGUGCGAACAGGAGGACGUACCCCAUCUGAGGCUCCCCACUCUGGACCCAGCCUACUCAUUGACUCGCUGGUGCUGCUGCCCCAAGUCCUGGUGCUGGAAAUGUUCAGUGGGGGUGAUGCUGCUGCUCUGGAGCGCCGUGCCACCUUUGAACGCUACCGCUGUCGUGAGGAGGGUCUGGUGCCCAGCAAGAGCCCUCCCUCUGAGGCCUGUGCUCCUCUCCUCAUCAGUCUUUCUGCCGUGCUCUAUAAUGGUGCCCUGCCUUGUCAGUGCGACCCCCAGGGCUCAGUGAGUUCUGAGUGUAACCCCCAUGGCGGUCAGUGCCUGUGCAAACCUGCGGUGGUUGGGCGUCGCUGUGACCGCUGUGCCCCUGGCUACUAUGGCUUUGGUCCUGCAGGCUGUCAAGCCUGCCAAUGCAGUCCUGAAGGGGCACUCAGUGGCCUGUGUGAAGGGACUAGUGGGCAAUGCCCUUGCCGAACUGGUGCCUUUGGACUUCGCUGUGACCGCUGCCAGCGUGGUCAAUGGGGAUUCCCUAGCUGCCGGCCAUGUGUCUGCAAUGGGCAUGCCGAUGAGUGUGACACCCACACGGGUGCUUGCCUGGGCUGCCGUGAUCACACAGGGGGCGAGCACUGUGAAAGGUGCAUUGCUGGUUUCCAUGGGGACCCAAGGCUGCCAUAUGGGGGCCAGUGUCGGCCCUGUCCCUGCCCUGAGGGCCCUGGGAGCCAGCGGCACUUUGCUACUUCCUGCCAUCGGGAUGGGUACUCCCAGCAGAUGGUGUGUCACUGCAGGGCAGGCUACACAGGGUUGCGGUGUGAGGCUUGUGCCCCUGGGCACUUUGGGGAUCCAUCACGACCAGGCGGCCAAUGCCAACCAUGUGAGUGUAGUGGGAACAUUGACCCCAUGGACCCUGAUGCCUGUGACCCCCACACGGGGCAAUGCCUACGCUGCUUACACCACACAGAGGGGCCUCACUGUGCCCACUGCAAACCUGGCUUCCAUGGACAAGCUGCCCGACAGAGCUGUCACCGAUGUACCUGCAACCAAUUGGGCACAGAUCCCCAGCAGUGCCCAUCCACCGACCAGUGCCACUGUGACCCAAGCAGUGGGCAGUGCCCUUGCCUUCCCAAUGUCCAGGGCCCUAGCUGUGAUCGCUGUGUCCCAAACUACUGGAACCUUACCAGUGGCCAUGGCUGCCAGCCCUGUGCCUGCCACCCAAGCCGAGCCAGAGGCCCCACCUGCAAUGAGUUCACAGGGCAGUGCCACUGCCAUGCUGGCUUCGGUGGGCGAACCUGUUCUGAGUGCCAGGAGCUCCACUGGGGAGACCCUGGGUUACAGUGCCGUGCCUGUGAUUGUGACCCUCGUGGAAUAGACACACCUCAGUGUCACCGCUCCACAGGCCACUGCAGCUGCCGCCCAGGCGUGUCUGGUGUGCGCUGUGACCAAUGUGCCCGGGGCUUCUCGGGUGUCUUUCCUGCUUGCCACCCCUGCCAUGCAUGCUUCGGGGACUGGGACCGCGUGGUACAGGACUUGGCUGCCCGUACACGGCGCCUGGAGCAGCGGGUGCAGGAGCUGCAGCAGACGGGUGUGAUGGGUGCCUUUGAGAGCAGCUUCUGGAAGAUUCAGGAGAAGCUGGGCAUUGUGCAGGGGAUUGUGGGUGCCUGCAACACCUCAGCUGCCUCCACUGCACAGCUUGUGAAGGCCACAGAGGAUCUGCGGCGUGAAAUCGGGGAGGCCACUGAGCAUUUGACCCAGCUGGAGGCAAAACUGACAGAUGUGCAGGAUGAGAACUUCAAUGCCAACCAUGCACUAAGCAGUCUGGAACGAGACGGGCUUGCACUUAAUCUUACGUUGCGGCAGCUUGAUCAGCAUCUGGACCUGCUCAAGCAUUCAAAUUUCCUGGGUGCCUAUGACAGCAUCCGCCAAGCCUAUAGCCUAUCUGCAGAAGCAGAACGUCGUGCUAACACCUCGGCUCUGACAGUGCCCAGUCCUGUGAGCCACUCAGCAGGCACCCGGCGCCGAACAGAGAUGCUGAUGGAAACCCAGAGGGACAACUUCAACAGAAAACACCUGGCCAACCAACGGGCACUUGGCGAUCUCUCUGCACGAACCCAUGCCCUGAGUCUGACAGGCAUAAAUGAAUUGGUUUGUGGGUCCCCAGGAGAUCUACCCUGUGCUACAAGCCCUUGUGGAGGUGCUGGCUGUCGGGAUGAGGAUGGGCAGCCUCGCUGUGGGGGCCUGAGCUGCAGUGGGGCAGCAGCCGUUGCAGACCUGGCUUUGGGUCGAGCCCGGCACACACAGGCAGAGCUGCAGCGGGCACUGGAAGAAGGUGGUGGCAUCCUCAGUCAGGUGGCUGAAACCCGUCGGCAAGCAGGCGAGGCACAGCAGCGGGCCCAGGCGGCACUGGACAAGGCUAAUGCUUCCAGAGGACAGGUGGAGCAGGCCAACCAGGAACUUCGGGAACUUAUCCAGAGUGUGAAGGACUUCCUCAGCCAGGAAGGGGCUGAUCCAGAUAGCAUUGAGAUGGUAGCCACACGGGUGCUGCAGCUCUCCAUCCCAGCAUCACCUGAGCAGAUCCAGCACCUGGCGGGCGAGAUUGCAGAACGGGUCCGGAAUCUGGAAGAUGUGGAUGCGAUUCUGGCGCGUACUAUGGGGGAUGUGCGUCGGGCUGAGCAGUUGCUACAAGAUGCACAGCGGGCACGGAGCCGGGCUGAGGGUGAGAAACAGAAGGCAGAGACAGUACAGGCAGCACUGGAGGAGGCCCAGCGGGCACAGGGCAUUGCUCAGGGUGCCAUCCAGGGGGCAGUGGUUGACACACAGGACACAGAACAGACCUUGCACCAGGUACAGGAGAGGAUGGCAGGUGCAGAGCAGGCACUGAGCUCUGCUGGUGAGCGAACUCAACAGUUGGAUGGUCUCCUGGAAGCUCUAAAAUUGAAACGAGCAGGAAAUAGCCUGGCUGCCUCUAGCGCUGAAGAAACUGCCAGCAAUGCCCAGGGUCGUGCCAGGGAGGCUGAGCAGCUGCUGCAGGGCCCACUAGGUGACCAGUACCAGACAGUGAAGGCCCUUGCUGAGCGCAAGGCCCAGGGUGUGCUGGCUGCCCAGGAGCGGGCAAAGCAACUACGGAAUGAAGCUCAGAGCCUGUUGCAGGCUGCUCAGGACAAGCUACAGCGGCUGCAAGAGCUGGAAGGCACCUAUGAGGAGAAUGAACGUGCACUGGAGGGCAAAGCAGCCCAGCUGGACGGGCUGGAGGCCAGGAUGCGUAGCGUGCUUCAAGCCAUCAACUUGCAGGUUCAGAUCUACAACACCUGCCAGUGACCCCGGCCUGAGGCCUUCCCACUUCCCAGCCCCCGGCCCGGCCCAGCUCUGCACACGGUGCUGCCCAUGCAUGGAAUAGUUCCCAGCUUGGCAAGGCCCCCAAUAAACAGAUGCGAAUCCC
Talpa occidentalis (Iberian mole) is the source of this 5630-nucleotide messenger RNA. It is a transcript of the gene LAMB2, whose product is annotated as laminin subunit beta 2. The coding region runs from base 107 to 5509 and encodes 1800 amino acids. Gene Ontology annotation, cellular component: laminin trimer. The transcript is spliced from 33 exons. The record is from RefSeq and is a predicted model, not a curated record. Gene Ontology annotation, molecular function: extracellular matrix structural constituent; integrin binding. NCBI's taxonomy places the organism in Eukaryota, Metazoa, Chordata, Mammalia, Eulipotyphla, Talpidae. Gene Ontology annotation, biological process: substrate adhesion-dependent cell spreading; cell migration; basement membrane assembly.